AUGACAUCGAAUGAUUUUGGACAUAUUAAUAAUCUCGGCAGAGCACACACAAAUGCACUUAAACAAACAUGGAUAGCUUUAAUCGAUGCUAUAAGCAAGGAAACAUCGUUGCAAAGCAAGCAGAUUGCUGAUUCUGUCUAUGGAGAUGAAUUAUUUCGUGCAGUCGGCUAUGAUAAUCCAGAUGUACUUAUACUUCGAUGGCUUCGUUCUCGUAAAUGGAAUGUUAACAUUUGUGUUAGUCAAAUAAUACAGACACUUAAGUGGCGACAUGACUGGGGCGUUCAAGAGCUUAUAGCUAAUGAUGAAAGAGCUAUUUCUCAAGAAGAAAUUACAACAGGCAAGACUUAUUUCAUGGGUCACGAUAGAGUAGGUCGACCAAUUUGUUGCAUUCAUCCGAAAGACAGGCCUCGCAGCGUGUUUACUUUCCUGAUUUAUUCCUGA
Messenger RNA from Rotaria sp. Silwood2, 441 nucleotides. The record is from the annotation of a GenBank genome assembly. Lineage: Eukaryota; Metazoa; Rotifera; Eurotatoria; Philodinida; Philodinidae.